UCCGCUGCAGCACCGGGAACCCGCGGCCGGGCCGGUGGGGAGCUGCCGUGGAAGAAAAGCCAGUGUCCAGGCUCAUCUCAAGUGCAGGAGAGGGGGAAAAUGGGUCGGAAAAAAAUCCAAAUCAGCAGAAUCUUGGACCAGAGGAACAGGCAGGUGACCUUCACCAAGAGGAAGUUCGGGCUGAUGAAGAAGGCUUACGAGCUGAGCGUGCUGUGCGACUGCGAGAUCGCCCUCAUCAUCUUCAACAGCACCAACCGCCUCUUCCAGUACGCCAGCACCGACAUGGACCGGGUGCUGCUCAAGUACACCGAGUACAGCGAGCCCCACGAGAGCCGCACCAACUCUGACAUCCUCCAGACGCUGAAGCGCAAGGGGCUGGGGCUGGAGAGCCAGGAGCUGGAGCUGGAGGAGGAGCCGGAUCCUGGGGAGAAGCCUCGGAGGCUGAGCGAGGGCAUGGACCUCUCGGUGCCCAGGCCCAGGUUCUAUAGCCCAGCACCGCUGCCCGAAGCAGCCUACAGCAGCUCCCCUCCCACCAGCGACGUGGCCCUGGGCAGUGCCAGCAGCUCCCCGCAGAGCCAGGGGCGGCUGCCAGCCUUCAAACCGGCGCUGCCAAAGCCACCAGGGCGCUCGCCAGGACCACUGCCCCCAGGUCUCAGCUACCCUCUGUUCCCCACCGGCAGCCUGAACCGAGCUCUGGCCACCAAGACGCCUCCACCGCUGUACCUGGGGGCAGAGGCUCGGCGUGGCGAGGGCCAUGGCAACCUGGCAAGCGGCCGGAGCGGUGGCAGUGCAGCGCGGGCACUGUACCCCACUCUGCAGACCCUGAGCCCCGUGCUCACCUCGGGCAGCUCUGGCAUCCCAGGCCAUGGCCUCGCUGGCUUCUCCUUCCUCACCCCAUCCCAAGCAGCAGAAUUUGGGGCUGGCGAGGCCACACCACCCCCCAGCUUCCUGCAGCCCUGCCCGGCAGCAUGGCAGCACCCCCGGGACAUGGCAGCACUGGGGGUCAGCAGCAGAAUUGCCUCCAGCGAGGAGCCCAGCCCAGCCCCCAGCACCUCCCCGCAGCACCAAACCAUCAGCAUCAAGUCGGAGCGAGUGUCCCCAGGACUGGGCUGUCCCUCGGGCACCCCACAGCACCCCCUGACCAGCCUGGCAGCCCUGAGUGAAACCUCUCGAGGGGGCUCCGGAGAGCUCCAGCCACGGGAUGACUAUGCCAAGGGGUACCCCUACCCCCUGGGAACCCCUCGGCCGCUGGCAGAGGAGCAGAGAGUGCCCAUGCCCACGCGACGGGCACAGGUCAUGGACGCUUGGCAGAGAUAGCGAGGACAGCAGGGUGCUGGGGGUGGGGAGACGAGAUUGGGGAGCAGCCCCCCCCACUUCAGCCCCAUCCUCAGACCCCCGACGAGCCGCCUGUGCCCUUUGCAAUGCUGCUGGGGGUGGCGGGGGGGGGGAUGAUGUCAGUGACGGAGUCCCGGCCCCACAUCAUGGGGCUGCAUCGCCUGGCAAACCCCCUCCUCACCCCCAUGCCACCCCCCCCCCCCCCCUCCCGCCCCCAACAUGCCCUCCCUGCAGCUCACCCUGCAAGGUCAGGACCUCAGGGGCCGGGAGUGCUACCCUGGUCCCCUGCCCCGUCUGUCCCAGCGUGUUCCCAGCCUGGGAAUGGCUGCGGAGUGCCACGGGGUGGCAGCAGGGCUGAGAGCAGCAGCAGCAGCAGCAGCAGCAGCAGCAGCAGCAGCAGCAGGGUCCAACUUGCAACCCCCCCAACCUCCGUCCCGGUCCUGCACCCAGCUUUACUUGGCGGGGGGUGGGGGUGUGUGGAGCUGCCAGAAUCCCACAGCCAGGUGGGAGGGAU
Molecule: messenger RNA, 1849 nt
Organism: Pogoniulus pusillus (Red-fronted tinkerbird)
Lineage: Eukaryota; Metazoa; Chordata; Aves; Piciformes; Lybiidae
Gene: MEF2B
Product: myocyte enhancer factor 2B
Exons: 9
Coding region: 100-1317 (405 amino acids)
Biological process (GO): positive regulation of transcription by RNA polymerase II
Molecular function (GO): RNA polymerase II cis-regulatory region sequence-specific DNA binding; DNA-binding transcription factor activity, RNA polymerase II-specific; protein dimerization activity
Source: RefSeq, a predicted model, not a curated record